This is a messenger RNA of Prorocentrum cordatum, 817 nucleotides long. Lineage: Eukaryota; Dinophyceae; Prorocentrales; Prorocentraceae. The record is from the annotation of a GenBank genome assembly.
AGGACGCGGCGGAGGACGCGCCGCCGCCUCCGCCAAUGCCGCCCGACAUAGAGGACGCGGCGGAGGACGCGCCGCCGCCGCCGCCCCUGCCGCCCGACGGGGCGGCCGCCGACGGUCCGCCGCCCCCGCCCCCGCGGGAGGCGCCCCCCGCCGCCAGGGCGCCUCCGGCGACCCCCGCGGCCGGCGCGCCCGAGGCCCCGCCGGGCCCGCGGAGCCUCGGCCCGGCGGAGCUGGCCGGCAGGAAAUGUUCGUACUGCUCCGCGCCGGCGCUUGCACGGGAGGUGCCGGGGAUGAAGGUGAAGUACUGCGGGGACUGCUGGAACUGGUGGGCCGCCUCUGGGCUGGAGGGCAAGGUGUCCGGAGCCCACAUGACUCCAGCGUGCGCAUUUCCGCCGCCGCCCCCGCCUCCGCCCGCGCACCCGCCCCCGGCGCGCUGCGCGGAGGUGCGGCAGGCGUGCGGCGUGGUCGACGCGUCGACGGCGCAGGGCGUGCCGCUUGCGGAGCCCAAGCGUGAGCACGCCAAGCUGCCGACCGAGCUGGAGCGGCAGGGUCGAUACCGAAGAGGAAAACAGAACGAGGAGGAGGACCUCCCGCUCGGCCCCACCUCUGUCCUCUGCCGCCCCGCCCUGGCAGAGGAGGAGAGGACCAGGACCAGGACGCGGACGACGCCCCGCCCCGUCCCACCCACCCCCCCGUGGGGGGUGGAGGGGGUGGCCGCGUUGCCUCCCCCCACCCCACCCCCUGGGCCGACCAGGAAGAAAUCCGGCCGCACUUGGCGGCGGCGCUCGCGAGGGCGGAGGAGGCCGAGACGAAGGAC